UAUGGUUAAAGCAUUGUUCAGCUUAUCACUUAAAGUAGGAACACCCAACAUUACAAAUACUGUGAAAGUUAAAACUAUUUUUGUGAAAAACUAACGUAACCGUUUGGAUUACUGUGCGCCAGAAAUAAAUGAGUUACUUUGAGGGAUACUGCGGCUGUGUAAUAUCGACCUAGAAGUUUCAGUUUUCUACCACGUGAAAAUGAAACACAAGACGAUACAGCUCAUGUUGACAUUGCUAAUACUCGUGACAUUAACAGGUCAUUCCUACCAGCAAUCUCCUAGAGUACACGAUAUUCCUAAUUAUGUGCAAAAGUCAGAAAGUUUCCAAAACGGUAGUGUUUUGUUCAGCGUCACAGCCACACAUCCAGACAUUAACGAAGAAAUUGUAAUACACACAGUUGGAGCGAUGACGUCAAGUAUGGUGUUUAUUAACCAGACCCAUGGAAGUAACAUCAGAGUCGACGUCAUUACAAAAUCAGAGCUUGACAGAGAUGGAGACGAUAGAGGACUUCCUGGUCAGGAAAGCUUUGUUCUUAGAUUCAAAGCAACAGAUAUAAGAACUAAUGAGUUAUUUUUUAACGUGCAACUAUAUAUCAUAGACACCAAUGACAACUUUCCAGUACUUCAUAACUGGCCGUACACUUGGGAAAUUAAAGAGUUGCCAUACUUUGGAAAUAAUACGUAUAAUAAUGUUAAUGCAUCGGAUUUAGACAACGGAAACUUUGGAGAUGCAGGAAUUAGAUACAAAAUGAAGCCAACCACACAGUCUAACAAGACAGCAGAAGAAUACAUUGAUACGUUUGAAAUGAACGAGAUAACGGGCAUUGUAUCAUUAAAAAAAGAAUUAGACUACGAAACAAACAGUUAUUAUCAGUUUAAAGUGACAGCCCAGGAUGAUAAAGGAAAUGGAAAUACUGGAGAUCCAGCUGAUCUAAUAAUUAGAGUAUUAGACGUUCAGGAUACAGCACCAUUCUUCACAGGAAUACCAUACAGGCAAACAAUACAGGAAAAGGCAAAAUUAAAUAAGUAUGUGGUGACAGUUGCAGCUAGAGAUGGAGACACGGGUGUACCGAAUCCUGUAAAUUAUACAAUUCUACCUGGAAACUGCUCAACGCUGUUCAACAUAAGCCAGGAUGGUGAAAUUAGAACUGCAGGCGAAAUAGACAGAGAUUUUGGAGACAUUCAUACUGUAGCUGGCGUCUGUAUACUCAACAUUUUGGUCCAAGAGGUAGAGCAAUAUCACGGUCAUCAGUAUGGUAAUACUACUGCUACUACAGAAGUUACCAUAACAGUGGAAGAUUUAAACGACAACCCGCCUAAAUUCGGAAACGAAACGUACAUGGCUAAGGUGCAAGAGAAUACUCCUGAAGGUGUUCCUAUAACGCUUAUAGGGUCGUCUGGUAUUACGAUUGAUGAUGCAGAUGAGGGUGUAAAUGCAAGGGUCGAACUUUCACUUUUAUAUCCAAAUGGAACAGAAUGCCAUGAUUUCAGUAUAUCACCAGCAACUAUCCAAAAAUCAGGUUCUGUCUUGAUAAGGGUUGUCAGACCACAGCUGCUUGAUUUUGAGACUAUACAGAGUAUAACCAUUCUAAUCAUAGCACACGACAAUUCAAACGCAAAUCAAACCGCAACGGUUUUAUUGUCCGUUACCGACAUGAAUGACAACAAUCCACAAUUUCAAAACUCGAGCUACAAUUUUUACGUCGCAGAAAACUCUAAUUCAAGUACAUCUGUUGGAACAAUCACAGCAAUGGAUGAGGACUCUGACAAGUACGGGAACAUAACAUAUUCAAUAUCGGGAGGGAACAACAGAUUUGAGGUUGAUCGAUACACUGGCAAAAUAACUACAAAAUGCACUAAAUGCCCCGAAGAACUUGAUCGAGAGAAGGUCGAUAUUUAUUACAUGACCUACACCGCGACAGACUUUGGAGGACGAGGAAGAAGCAACUCUACAUCUCUAAUAAUACAUAUUACUGACGAGAAUGAUAACAUACCUGAAUUCUAUAGAAACCUGUCUACUGCCUUCAUUGAUGAAAAUGAUUCAAAAUACAAUACGACACCUGUUGUUAAACUUGAGGCGACUGAUCGGGACCAAGAAGGAACAAAUAACAGGAAGGUCAUAUAUAGCAUUCUGACUAUAUCUGAAAGUCAUAUGUUCGACAACAUAAGCAUACAUAACAUCACUGGUGAACUUUUUCUGAACAAUCCAGUAGAUUUUGAAGAACUGAAUAACAAAUCCGGAAUUAUACAGAUAAUUGUUGAAGCACGUGAUCUCGGUAAACCUUCUCUGGCUUCGAAUGCAACCGUUUUGAUACAUGUACAAGACAUCAACGACAACUAUCCGAAAUUUAAUCAAUCGCUGUUUCAUGAAGAAAUAACUGAAAAUUCAACGUCAAAAAUUGGACAAUUGACCACUGUCGGAAUAGUUUCUGCUUCUGAUGCCGAUGGUACAGAUCGGAACAGUAAAUUGCAAUAUUUUAUCCAAGCUGGUGCAAUGGACCACUUUGCAAUAAAUCCAAGUAGUGGCGAGAUUUAUGUGCAAAUCGGUGCGAAACUUGACAGAGAAACAACAAAAUUCGGCUAUAAUAUCACCAUUAUAGCGAUUGAUCAAGGUUCGCCACCACGGAAUGGUACAACUACACUUCACAUUGAUAUACUUGAUGUAAAUGACGCGUUACCAGUAUUUAACCAGUCAGAAUAUUCGGCUUCUAUUCUUGAAAGUGCACAAACUGGGACGACUGUAACGUCCUGCGUAGCAACAGAUGCCGAUACCAAUAACGAUCUAAGAUAUACCAUAGUAGAUGUAGAGGCAACUAAUGAAUAUGGUGGUUAUGUUAACUCUACAACGGUCAAGGACUACUUUGGAGUAAAUCAAACCAGUGGUUCAGUUUAUGUCAAAGGCGACCUUGACAGAGAAACUGCUAAAACUGUUGUUCUUACAAUCAAAGCUGAGGACCUGAAUGCCUUUAAUCCUAGUCCACAAACCGCAACAGCCUCACUGACUAUAACUCUAUUAGAUAUCAACGACAACUAUCCAAAAUUUAAAGGACUGCCAUAUAAUGUCAGUGUGAGUGAAAAUGCACAAGAUCCUACAAUUCUUCUCACGAUUAGUGCAACUGAUCCAGACGAGAACAGGACAAUUACAUACCAACUCAGCAAUACAUCAACCGAAUCAAAUUCAUUUGAUGUAAUCCCGGAUACAGGUGUUCUCCGAAAGAAUGGACAUCUUGACAGAGAAGACACUUCAGUUGUAACGCUAAACGUAAUUGCCACAGAUAAUGGCGUACCUCCAUUGAGCUUAUCUGAAGAAGUCAUUGUAACUGUACUAGACUUCAAUGAUAACAAGCCGGAAUUUGUGAACUUCAUAAAUGAAACAAAUGUUCCAGAGAAUGCCUCUCCAGGCUAUUUUGUAGUCAAGGUUUCAGCAUCCGAUGUCGACGAUGGUCUAAAUGCAUAUGUGACCUACGAUAUAGAGGAAGGAGCUGACGGAAAGUUUUCUAUCAAUACCACCAGUGGACGUAUUGAAGUAUCAGCUGCGCUGGACAGAGAAACGAAGCCCGUUUAUACAUUAAGGAUCAAAGCACAAGACAACCCACUGAACCCAAAGGAACAGAAGUCCACAUCAAGUAUUUUAACUAUUAAAAUAGAUGACAUAAACGAUAACAGUCCAGACUUUGUGUACCAGUUAUAUAAUGUGAGUCUUUUAGAGAAGACAGAGGUUGGAACGUCGGUGAUUCAAGUUUUGGCAGUUGAUAAAGACCAAGCAGAAACAAACAAUAGUUUAAUCAGCUAUUUCUUUAUGAACGACACUUCACCAGCUGGUCUGUUCCUCAUAAAUCAGGCUUCUGGUGAAAUCUUUGUAAACAGUUCAUUGAUAGGAUAUGCUGGUUCAUAUGUUCUUGGUCUGGUUGCUGAAGACCACGGAGAGCCCCCAAAGAAGAAUAUAUCGGCUGUCAAUAUUACGGUGCUUGACGUCAACCUGCAUUCGCCAGAAAUAACAAACUUGCCUAGUGAGAACUUAAUCAAAGUUUACGAGUGUGUUAGCUUGGGAUAUGAGGUGCAUCACUUUAACUACUCGGAUGCUGACAGGGGUAUAAAUGCACAGGCUGACUUUAAUAUCAGUGAAAUAGAUGUAGCUGACAGCAUUUUCGACACCUUUAAAAUGGAAGCUAGUGGGAGUUUAAAAGUCAUUAAGAAGCUUAACGCUAUGGUUCAAAAUACAUAUAGGUUUCAAAUACACGUGACAGACAGAGGUGUACCACCGUUGCCAUCCGACAAGACAACCAUUACAGUUAAAGUAAUCGAUGUGGACGAUCAUCUUCCGUCAUUUACUAAGGGCAACGCAACAUUUAAUGUGAAAGAAAACCAACCAGCUGGUAUUUCCGUUGGUAAGGUAUCUGCACAUGACCAAGAUCGUGACUCCGAUGCUUGUUACGAAAUUAAAGAGGACGAUAUGACUAAACUAUUUACCAUUGGUUUAAAUAAUGGCAGCAUUGUUACACUGAUGGAAUUUGACUACGAAAAUAAAACUGCUUUCACAUUCACUGUACAAGUUAAGGAUUGUUCUAUCAACCUUAACGUAAGUGAAUGCGAGAACAUUACACAUGUAAAUCAAGACAAUUAUACAGACACUAUUAAUGUUACGGUAAAUGUGAUUGAUGUGAACGACAACCCACCGGUGUUCAAAUUAGAUGAGAUCACAGUUGGAAUGAGAAGAGUAACAGAAGUAAACACGACAUUGGACUUAUCUCUUAAGACAAGUGAUUAUAUCGAAGACAAUGACACAGAUGCAAACGGUAAACAAGCAUGGGUCUUCACCAAUGCUGGUGAUAUACAGACAAGCUCCUCCUUAAGCGGUAAAAUUAGUCCGCUAGGCGGUGUAAUGCAUUGCUCAAGCGACAAAAAGCGGCACAUUGUCUGUGUGUCUGGUAACGGAUCCUUGAUAAACAACAAGUAUUACAGUGAAGACAUUUCUGGCUACUUUGUGUUACCGGUAAACGUGAGCGAUGCGGCUGGAAGAGAUACAGUCAGGAUUAAGAUAUUCCUAAUAGGUGACUCACAGAUUCUUAUCAUGACAGUACUGGGAAAUAAGGAAGUGAUAGCAGAGACCAAAAAUGACAUUUUGAAGAUAUACAGUAAAGUCACUGGUUAUGAGUUUGUUUACGACUGGCUUGAGGACCAUAAAACACCGGACGGAAAAGUUGAAACCUUCAAGACAGAUCUUUACUUUCAUGUGGUUGACACGAAAACUGAUCGUGUACUUUCUGUAAGCGAAGCUCUUAGAAUUGUCGAUAAUAAUUAUGAAGCGUUACUACAAGCCAUGCAGGAAUUCAGUGUCUUACAAGUAGUUUCAAGCGUGAAGGAAGCUCCGGAGGAAGAUAGCUCUAUUAAGACUGUAUACAUUCUGGCUGCAGUGAUAGCAGUUCUUGCUCUUACUGUAGCUAUUGUCGUUUAUGUUUCACUCACAACUAGGAAUACCUACAAACGAAAAUUGAAGGCAGCUAUGGUUAAACCACAAGAUAUUCAUGACGUAUCUGAAAAGAACAAAACUGUAGUUCCGGGAAGCAACAUGUAUUCUAGGCAGGCAAACCCAUUGUUACACGCCGAAAUUCCAGAGAAAAUAGAAUAUGAUAAUCUGAGCAUGGGAAGUCACAACUCUCUGGACUCUAAUAGUGUAGGAGACCUAAGGCAGGAAGGUGACUAUGACCAAAUGGAAGAGAAAGAAGUGAGAAUGGAUAUGUUUACAGAGGAUACAGACUACUCUACCAUACCUGAAGAUCCUCUUGAAGCUGCGCUAAAGCAUUAUGACAUGCAGAACAUGCAAAACAAGCAAGAUAGUCACAGUACAGAUGCCAUUGUUUCUCCACAUGACAUAGAUUCUCUGCAGUUUGAGAACAAGGCUUAUGUUGGAGAGUUUGAGAGCACAGAAAUAUGAACAAUCAAAAAAAUUAAUGACUUCGUUUGUAUAGUGUUUAUGUUUUAGUCAUUGUCUUUCUGAUUUUGUUUUUACAUUGUUGGCAUUUUUGUUGUAUCUAUUUUCUCCUUGAUAUUUUGAUAUUUUACUAGAGUGACAAUGUUUAUUGUUGUGCCUCAAUUUGAUACAUUCAUGCUAUCUUUUUUUACCUUCAAAUUCCACCUCCAAAUCCCGUAUCAGGUUAAUGUUUAGAAUUAUGUAACUGUACGAGAAGCAUUCCCGAAUGGGAAGGUCAGUGUUUUCUUGCAUACCAGACGGGUCUUUCUGAUGUCUUUAUCGUCGCUAGAAAAGUCUUUGUAGUACAACUUGUGCUGUAAAUGACGCAUAACGAACCGCAUUUAUGUAGUGAAUUUGUGAAGUAUAUCAAACCGGACAAAAUUCAAAUACCCUGAUAAUUCCUCUUUGUUCCUUACAUUGUCUUUCUCGAGUCAUAAAUCGUUGUUAUUUGAAAAAAAAAAUACGUUACUUUAAAAUGAAACGGGAAUCUGAAAUGUCAUGAUUUCCCGCACACUGCUUAAAUACGCUUCUGUAAGAAAAUCAUAUAAUAAACUUAAGAGUGUCAGUAGAUUGAUUUUAUUUUUACUAUUAUUCAGUGAAUAAACUUAGUACUUAGUAGUGUAUAAAAAAGUUGGAUUGAAAUAUUCGGCUGGCGGAUAACUAUCAACGCCCUAACUCGGCAGAGCCUCGUUACCGCAUAAACGCUUACUCAGAUUUUCCUGUCUGUACCAUUAUAUUUAGUUCAUAAAAAUAUGACAAAAAAGCUGUAUGGUAUAGGAUUUAAAAUCGUCUUAUUAUGUCGCUAGACUUCACUAAGUAUAUAUUACAGAGAGAAAGUAGCUUAAAUGUUCAGUGCCUGACAAGCCAUUAUAAAAUGGUGAAAAAUUAAUUAGAUAGUGCUUCAAAUUACCAGAAAAAAUUUAUUCAAAUACAUUUAUUUUCUUUUUCCAAAGUUUUGUAUUUAUCGAUAGUUUCAAAAUCUGUGAUUGCAAAUAACGAGAACUCUUGCAUCGGGUAGGUAUUUACAUGGAACAUACCCUGUAUUUGUGACGCAUCUAUUUUUAUCAAGAAAUAGGUAAUCUUAUUUUUGAUUCUCACUGUCAAAAAUGUUUCUGUGAGCUUAUUUGCUAAAAAAUAAAACGUUGAUGAUAAUGUGAUAUGUACUUGUUCUUCUACACUGAUUAUAUUAGCUACAAAAACAUUUAUUUUCAUAUAUUUCUUGUCUUUAGGGAGGUUGCAAAGUCAAUACUCGUACGUAUAAUAAAUGCUUGCAUAUAUAAAAA
Messenger RNA from Mercenaria mercenaria, 7254 nucleotides. RefSeq names its product protocadherin Fat 4-like. The transcript is spliced from 37 exons. Gene Ontology annotation, molecular function: calcium ion binding. The coding region runs from base 200 to 5935 and encodes 1911 amino acids. Lineage: Eukaryota; Metazoa; Mollusca; Bivalvia; Venerida; Veneridae. The record is from RefSeq and is a predicted model, not a curated record. Gene Ontology annotation, biological process: homophilic cell-cell adhesion. Gene Ontology annotation, cellular component: plasma membrane.